Molecule: messenger RNA, 1973 nt
Organism: Pelagomonas calceolata
Lineage: Eukaryota; Pelagophyceae; Pelagomonadales; Pelagomonadaceae
Source: the annotation of a GenBank genome assembly
CGAGUCCGUUCGCGGGCAAAUCCGUCGAGCCGAAACAAAUCGGGUUUUGGGGGCAAAUCGGUGCGUGAUUUUGGGCUUGUUGCUCGCGCCUGCCAGUGAAUAAGGCUGCGUAGCAUCACUUAUGAUCGCUGUGCCCUGCACUUCAGCAUCUUAGGCAAGAGCAGCGCUCAGGAGGGCAAAUCAGUAAAGGCACAGUGGCCUAGAUGAAUUGGCCGGGGGGACAGCGGGACUCCACGGUGGACAAUCGACCGAGCUGGAUGACCGCUCCGCCACCUGCACCAGUUAGUCCCGCGAAAGCCAUCAAGCGCCCGAACCCGAGCCGGUUCCAGGCGCCGGCGCCGGCGCCGGUUGUUGCUCCGCCAGUGCCCGUGGCUGCGCCGGUUGCCGCGCCGUCUGUGCCGCUCGCCGCCCGAGCACCGCCGGCCAACCACUACGGCCCGGCGCCGCCCCAGGCGCCGCCGGCGGCGCGCGGCCGCUGCGGCACCGCGCUCGACUACCGCACGCGGCUUUGCAAGCACUGGCUCGCGUCCGGCGGCACGUAUUGCCCCUACGGCGCGCGCUGCGACUUCGCGCACGGCGAGGACCAGCUCCUGCGGUACUACGCCCCACAUCCGCCGCCGUAUACGGGAUCGCAGCACGGGCAGCCGCCCUCGCCGCCACGCGGCCGAAGCCGGUCCCGCGGGCGCCGCCGCGGCGGGCACUCUCGACGCCGCCGGAGCCCCUCGUCGUCGCGGUCGUCCUCGUCAUCAUCUUCCUCGUCGUCGUCGUCCGGGCGGCGCUCGCGGUCACGCUCGCCGCGCCGCAACCGUUACGACACGGCGCUGCCGCGGCACGGGCAGCCGCCAGCACGGGCGCGCAGCCCGUCGCCCGCGCCGGGCCUCGGACCACGACCGAAACGGCGCCACCUCGUCGCGGCGGCGGAGGCAGCGCCCGCGCCCGCUGAGGACGACUUCGACGAGCUGUACUCGGAGGUGGCCGCGCCGGCGCCCGCCGCCGACGCCGAGGAGGACGAGUUCGCCGUCAAGUUAGGAAUGAGGACGGCUCCGGCGCCGGUGUCCGCCGCCGCGCCGGUCGCUACUGAUGACGACUGGGGAUCCGCGAGCUUCGGGAUGGCGCCGAAGCCGGCACCGGCGCCAGCCAACGCGUCGGAGGCCGUGGCCGUUGACGCGCUGGACACCGCCGACGACGACGACGACGCUGAUUUCACGGUGAAAUUGGGGAUGAAGAGGCCCGCUGAGCCUUCGUCGCCAGACGAUGAAUCCGAGCCGUCGCCGGCGCACGUGUCGCAGGAGGCCGCGCCGUCGCCGGCCCCGGCCGCCGCCGAGGCCGCGCCGCCGGCGUGGGAGCAGAGCGCCCGCGAGCUGCUCGAGGCGGUGCGGGGGAAGGGCCUCCUCGAAAUCCGGUCGGCGCUGACCAAGCACAAAUUCAAAUGCGGCCCCCGAGUCCACGGCUCGUCCUAUUUUUGUUUCGAAGCGCCGGGGCACUAUCCGUGCGUCUACGACAUCAUCGGCGAGCGGUACAAGGACUCGAAGACGGCCACAGCCAAAAGCUCCAUGCGCAUGCGCUCCCAUCCACAACUCAUCAUGUACCUCGAAGGAGCGCUCGCACGCGGCGCCUCGGUGCGCCUCGAGUCGGCCUGGGACUGGGCGGCGCACACUGGUUCGCGGUCGAGGAGCCGCUCGCCGGCGCAAUUGGAGCCGACGACGGCGCCGUCGUCGCCGCCGCGCACGCCGCCGCCGAAGCGCGCGUCGACGGCCGAGCCGACGACCGUCUACGAGUGGUGCGAAUCGAAGAAAUGGACGCCAACGACCGCGCGCUACCGAGACAUCGUCAUGUGCUGCGACGACCUGGACGCGCUCGCGAGCUUCUGGGACCACCCCGACCGGGAGGAAGUGCUCGCGGACUGGUCCACGCUCGCGCGAUCGAUACUGAGGCGUGGGAUCAAGGAGCUACAGGCGGCGCGGGCUAAGUGA